AUGCGGGAGUGGGAGUGCAGGGCGGACGAGCAGCGCCGGGUCGUGGCAGAGCUGAUGCGCCUCAUCGGGAUGCCGGAGGGUCCGGUCACACUGGCUUCAACACUACUAGAGGAAGAAGCUGGAGCAUAUCUCACCGAUAAGGAAUCGCUGGCGACACCGACAAGAGAAAUCAUGGCAGCAGCAAUCGAAAGCAGCAGCUCUUGA
Triticum turgidum subsp. durum (durum wheat) is the source of this 204-nucleotide messenger RNA. The record is from the annotation of a GenBank genome assembly. NCBI's taxonomy places the organism in Eukaryota, Viridiplantae, Streptophyta, Magnoliopsida, Poales, Poaceae.